Macadamia integrifolia is the source of this 803-nucleotide messenger RNA. Its product is annotated as ferredoxin, root R-B1-like. Gene Ontology annotation, biological process: electron transport chain. The transcript has 2 exons. NCBI's taxonomy places the organism in Eukaryota, Viridiplantae, Streptophyta, Magnoliopsida, Proteales, Proteaceae. Gene Ontology annotation, cellular component: plastid. Gene Ontology annotation, molecular function: 2 iron, 2 sulfur cluster binding; electron transfer activity. The record is from RefSeq and is a predicted model, not a curated record. Bases 227 to 679 code for a protein of 150 amino acids.
UAGACGAUCGCCAAAAGGCGUCUCUCUCUACUUUAUAAAUAUGAGCGGUGUAGUAGGAGCUUCUUACGGCUGCCACAGUUGGUCCUCUUGGAAUCUCUGCUAAUCAACUCUUCAUCGUCGAUUAUCGAGAGAGUGAAAGAGGAAAAAAACCAGAGAAACAACAAAUCAAGAAAGAUCAGAAUCUUUCUUCGUCGCCGACUCCGAUCAUCUUUAGCUCGGCCUAAAGAUGUCAACUGUGAGCCUAUCCUCCCCCUGCCUAAUCAAAAGUGGGGUCCCAAAGGGCACCAGCGUCUUAAUCAAGAGUGCAGCUUCUUUGAGUUCUGUGAAGAGCAUUUCUAAGGCGUUUGGCUUGAAGGCUUCCUCAAACUUCAGAGCAACUGCAAUGGCAGUAUACAAGGUAAAGCUGGUUGGACCAGAUGGAGUUGAGCAGGAGAUUGAGGCACCAGAUGAUGCUUAUAUUCUUGAUUCAGCUGAGAAUGCAGGCUUGGAGCUUCCCUACUCUUGUAGAGCUGGGGCAUGCUCUACCUGCGCAGGGCAGUUGUCGGGGGGUUCAGUUGACCAGUCAGAUGGUUCCUUCCUUGACGAGAAUCAGAUGGAGAAGGGUUAUGUGCUGACCUGCAUCUCAUAUCCAACUGCCGACUGUGUGAUUCACACACACAAAGAAGGUGAACUAUACUGAGUAUUGUUGCAGUCAUUUUCUUUGGCUGAUGGAACUUCGGUGUUGUCUUCUGUUUCCCAGUGAUUUUGCUAUAUGGAGAACUCUGCGUUUAAUGAUAUCGAAUAAUUUUCACUUUCAGUGUUAA